Messenger RNA from Scylla paramamosain (green mud crab), 2201 nucleotides. Its product is annotated as ETS homologous factor-like. Bases 1314 to 1676 code for a protein of 120 amino acids. The record is from RefSeq and is a predicted model, not a curated record. Gene Ontology annotation, biological process: cell differentiation; regulation of transcription by RNA polymerase II. Gene Ontology annotation, molecular function: sequence-specific DNA binding; DNA-binding transcription factor activity, RNA polymerase II-specific. Gene Ontology annotation, cellular component: nucleus. NCBI's taxonomy places the organism in Eukaryota, Metazoa, Arthropoda, Malacostraca, Decapoda, Portunidae. The transcript has 7 exons.
GGUACGUCACUUCAUUCGAGGUACAGAGGCGGGAGAGUGAAGGCUGCGGGUCGGUGCGCUCCCUCACUCAUUCACUCACUUGUAGUUUUGUUUCCCCGAGUGUUGUGUUGCCUUGAUAAACUCUGUGGCAAGACAUCAUUAACGCAAAGAAGAGAGGAAGAAGACAGAAGCAACACAGGAAAGAGGAAUAGAUAGAGAGGAAGUGAAAGAAGAGGAAAAAGGAGAGAAAAUAAUAGAUUGAAGGAAAAGAACACGAAGGACAACUAAGGAAAAUUUAAAAAGUGCAACAAGAAGAACAAGGACAAAAAAGAGGAGGAAAGAAAUAAUUACAAAAAAAUAUACAUACAAAAACAAACAAACAGACUCAUCACACAACCACGUAUUUCCCCAGCGCGCACACACACACACACACACACACACACACACACACACACACAAUGGAAUCUUGGUUACAAAGCGAAUUUAUGAAUAUAAGUUUCCUAGACAAAAAUGAAAUGAACAACAAUUUCAAAUCAGUCUAUUCAUGGUCGGCCAAGGACUGCUACGAGUGGGGCAAACAGCAGCUGUCCAGUUCGGGUGUCUAUACUGAAGACGAUGUUAGGAAUUUUCAAGGAUUCUGCGGGUCCCAGCUGGCGUUGUUCACCCUGCAGGACUUCACCGACAGAAUAAGCAAAACAUAUGGGCAUUUCUUCUUCCAGAGAUUUCAAGACCUUCUACGCUCAGAGGACCCUGAACUCCAGACAUUAACAACGUCAUCGGAGUUAGAUUCAGUAUAUGACUACCACCUGAAGACGGAGAACCAUUUAAAUGAAGACCCUUAUCUAAACCUUCCCUGGGUCUUCGAUUCUGUGGCCACACCUGCACGCGUGGGCACACCUGACGAAAACCCACUGCAGGUGUAUGAGGAUCUGGACAGCCAAGGAAAUGGGGAGAGUUUUUUAAAUCUUCAACCCCUUUCUGCGCAGCUUAAUCUUGAAGACGGAGUCGCUGGAAACAAUGACUGGACUUCGUUUCUAAAUUCAACCUCCAUCGCUUCUCCAACCCCUCUCCCCCUCUCCCCAUCCCCCACCCCCUCCUCCUCCUCCUCCUCCUCCUCCUCCUCCUCCUCCUCCUCCUCCUCCUCCUCAUCCUACGUUCCGGAAUACCCCUCUUCACCCACGCACCCGCAGGAAGACAUCAGCUACUAUAUUCCUGAAGAAGAAAAACCGUGGCAUAUGGCCCCCCCUCCCCCUCCUACUACACCCCCCAGGACCCAGAGACGGUAGCCCCCCCGCCGUACCUCCCGCCAGUACAGGAGAACCCAGACUCCUUCUAUGGAAUGCGCUGGUGCUGGACAGAACCCCCUGGAUCCCUUGACGACCCCUUCAAGGAAAAGAAGUCGCGGGCCGAAAUCUUGGGAGUACGUAGUGAGGAUGCUGGCGGACGAACGAUUCAAUCCUUCACUCAUAUCUUGGGUGAACAAAGCGGAUUUCACGUUCAAAUUCAACAAGCCAGCAGACAUAGCGAGGAUGUGGGGACAGCGGGCAAACAAACCUAAUCUCUCUUAUGACAACUUCGCUAGAGGCCUCAGGUACCACUACAAGACCAAGGCCCUGGAGCCCGUGUCGGAGAGGCAGCUGGUCUAUAAGUGUGGGCAACCCGCCAUUGACUUCUACUAUAAUAUUACUCGACAUUAGCUGUCAUUACUACUACUACUGCUACUACUACUACUACUACUACUACUUCUACUACUACUACUAUUACUUCUACUACUACUUCUACUACUACUACUACUACUACUACUACUACUACUACUACUUCUACUACUACUACUACUACUACUGCUACUACUACUACUACUACUACUACUACUACUACUACUACUACUACUAUCGCCAUUUUGUGACGUAUCACAAUUUUGUAUGUGAUGAGAUGUACCUGAAGAGAGAGAGAGAGAGAGAGAGAGAGAGAGAGAGAGAGAGAGAGAGAGAGAGAGAGAGAGAGAGAGAGUAUACAAAUAUGUAAAUAGUAUGUAAAUAGUUUUUAUACAUGUAAUAAAGAGAUAAUUCUAUUGAGAGAGAGAGAGAGAGAGAGAGAGAGAGAGAGAGAGAGAGAGAGAGAGAGAGAGAGAAUAUAUAUAUAUAUAAUUAUUAUAAAACUGUGCCAAAAUAUUAUAUACAAAUGUACAUAUCAGAUAUUAAAUAAUAAAAUAUAUAUGUGAA